This is a messenger RNA of Blastomyces gilchristii SLH14081, 815 nucleotides long. RefSeq lists its product as uncharacterized. The transcript has 2 exons. The record is from RefSeq and is a predicted model, not a curated record. Lineage: Eukaryota; Fungi; Ascomycota; Eurotiomycetes; Onygenales; Ajellomycetaceae. Bases 18 to 599 code for a protein of 193 amino acids.
GGGUUUUCGGGGAGGAAAUGGGGAGGAAAAUGAAACAAGUCCAAAAGGGGCCGGAGCUAUCACAUCCGUUAUUUCCGCGUCGCCCAAGAUCUGAUAAGAGAAACAGGAAGUGUCCGACCCGGGGGGAGCCGAAUAUACAGUGGAGAUGGAGCACAGCGAGACCUUGCAAGCGCGAGGCGUCAUCGGCGAUGAAAAUGGGUCCAAAUAAUAAUAAUAAUAAUAAUAAUAAUAAUAAUAAAACAUGUAGGAACCCGAUCACCACGGGUCUAACCUGUUCAAGGCAUUGGAUUGGAUUAGAAUGGCAGAUAGCGCAAGAGCUGCGCGGACUGGUUCUUGAUCGAGGGCCUGGGUACUGGACCCAGGGGGGAUCCGAGGCAAAACCACACUCAGUAACACUGCCCACCGCAUGGAACUCCCAGCGAGCUAUCAGUAAUAUGGAGAUCGAACGAAUUCCCAAGGAUAUUCUCACAGCUUCUGUGUCCUCGGUCAAACGGGACAUCCUCCUCAUCUCAAGCCGUGCUGCCCCAGGGAGGGACGACACAGCGGGGAUAUGCUGUCUCCUGGUGCAUUCGAUAUUCUUAGAGUGGGGAGCAAACUAGUAGAGAUGCUUGUCAACACUGACAUCAAUAAAGGGUUCGGAAGAAUGCCGGGGCCUUCUUAAAUUCCUUACCCCUUUUCUUAACGUCAGCUCCAGAAUCUCGCGUAAUCCAUUGACCAAUAAUUAGCCAAGAAGUCCAUUUGCUGGGCACCAUUACUGAUUGUACUCUUCUCGAGCUAGGUAUCUGGUGGAUGAAAAAAAAAAAAAAAAAAAAAAA